Molecule: messenger RNA, 1263 nt
Organism: Eutrema salsugineum
Lineage: Eukaryota; Viridiplantae; Streptophyta; Magnoliopsida; Brassicales; Brassicaceae
Product: putative cullin-like protein 4
Biological process (GO): protein ubiquitination; ubiquitin-dependent protein catabolic process
Cellular component (GO): cullin-RING ubiquitin ligase complex
Molecular function (GO): ubiquitin protein ligase binding
Source: RefSeq, a predicted model, not a curated record
AUGAAGAUCCGUACGUUUUUUCAUGGUUCCGAAUCGGCUAUGGUGAAUCCACAAUCCACGAGAUGCUCAACCAGUUUUAGCGGUCCUAUUAACAAGAAAACUGCUCUUCAACGUGUUUUCAAGAUCGCCAUCCCUGAAUGGACUAAAGUAGACCUCAAAAUUAACUACUUGGACAAUGCUUGGGGAAAGCUAAAGCCAGCUAUAAGAAGCAUCUUCCUCGAUGAGCCACAAUGUUUCAUCAGCAUUGAUAUAUUCAACGCUGUUCAUCUCGCAUGGAAGGAUUCAAAGGUAGGAGCAACCCUUUACGAUAUGAUUCUGGAGGAGUGUGGGACAUUCAUCUCUGCAGACCUACAGUCUUUAGAAGGGAAAUGCAAUGAUGAUCCCUCCGUUUUCUUGCCACUCAUGGAGAAAUGUUAGCUGGAUAAUUGCCGCAAGAUGGAGUAUCUCUGCACUUUGGCCGGAAGUGAAGCUCAUCAGAGAGUCCGGGAAAGUUCGUUUUGGGAGUUGGGUCUUGAGCUUUUCCCCACACGUCUCUGCUUGGCCUCUCAACUUUGUGACAAGGUUCUUUCCAACAUUGUAGUACUCAUUAGAGAUCAAAGAUCAGGCAAAUCUGUUGACGUGAGCCUGCUAAAGAAUAUUAUGGCUAUGUUUAGAGGGGAUUUUUUCUAUGCGACUCGUUUCUUUGAGAAGCCUUUUGUUGAGUGUGCGGCUGAAUUUUACGCUGCGGAAGCUGUGCAGUCCUGGCAAUCCGACCUUCCACAGUACUUGAAGUAUGCCGAGCGAAGGUUGUGUGAGGAGAAGGAAAAAUGCCACACCCUCUACUUUUUUAGAGUGUUCGAGGAUGAGCUGCUUAAUGUUGUAGAGAGGGAACUCUUGGGUGCUCGUGCUUCUGCCAUUGUUGAAAAGGGUUUUGAGGAGAUGAUGGAUAAGAGAUUCAGGGAGGACCUUCAUAGGAUGUAUGAUCUGUUCUCUGAGACGAAUUUAUUGGGUCAUAUCAACAAUGCUUUGAGCUGCUACAUUUUGAAAACCGGAAAGAAGGUCUUAGCGGAAGGCUCAUCACUGCAAGAGUUCAAGGAUUCUGUUGAUCGGAUAUGCAUUUCCCACUUCUGUGAAGAUGUUGUGUUGGAGAAGACUGUCGAACAGUGUUUCAAGGAUCUUGGUUUGACUUGGAAGUCUAAGAUGAAGGGUCUUCAAGAAGUUGUUGGUGGUAGAAGAAGCAAGAGAAAGGACAUUUACAAUAUUUUACGAUUUGAUCAGAGUUAA